GAGAGAAAGAGUCUGAGACACUCUCAUAUGAGACACUCAGUGCUGUGUGGUGUUUCUCUCUGCAGCUUGUGGCUGAUAUUCUGAUAUUGAGAAUAAUUGUGGACAGAGUUCAGGACAGUGUGUGUUCUCAGAGCUGGGGUCGAGCGCUGCUGUAGAUAAAGUCAGAGCAGAGUGGCGAAUAGUGAAGUGGACGAUUUCAGACCUGAGCAGCACAGAAGAAAGAAAACAUGCCGAGAUCUUUCCUGGUGAAGAGUAAAAGGGCCCACAGCUACCAUCAACCCCGGUACCUGGACGAUGACUACAUUAGACUGGACACUAUGCUGACUCACGUGUGCGCAGAGAGCAAAUCUCAGGCGGAGUUUGAGUCGAGCUUGGAGCCACAGGAGGAUGUGGGCGCCGGCGCUGACAGACUGUCCCCCGGGUCCAGACUGCUGUCCCCGGGGUCGCUGUCCUCCCCGCUGACCUGCGGAGACAGCGUGUGUGACCGAUCCUCAGACUGUGAUUUCUGGCGUCCCCCGUCUCCCUCCUCCUCACCAGAUUCAGAGAAAUGCUCCACUCCAGCAGCAGAGGACGGUCACCACUUCAACAUCCCGCUCUUCCCUUACUCCUGGGCAGCGUACUCUGGAUCUGAGCUCAGGCAUCUGGUACAGGGAUCGUAUCAUCACCACCUCAUCCAGGGCCACAGGGAGCCUCACUCACCCUCUGGUAUCUACGGCGCAGAGGAAUGCGGCACCGAGCCGCUUUAUGCACAGCGGGGCCCGGUGUCCGGAUGCUACCAGGACUGUUCUUCAGCGGCCCACCAGCUCUGCAGGAUGCGGGGCGGAGAAGAGCUCUAUGUGGAUGUAAAACAGAAGCCCAGCAAUGCGGAUAUCAAAUCUGAAAGGGACUUCAUUUGCUCUAACCUCGAGUCAAGUGGAUCAUAUAAAUGCAUUAAAUGUUGCAAGGUGUUCUCUACCCCGCACGGAUUGGAGGUCCAUGUGCGGAGGUCGCACAGCGGGACUCGACCGUUUGAGUGCGGGAUCUGCGGGAAAACCUUCGGACACGCAGUGAGUCUGGACCAGCACAGAGCGGUUCACUCGCAGGAGAGGAGCUUCAACUGUAAAAUCUGCGGCAAAAGCUUUAAGCGCUCCUCCACGCUGUCCACGCACUUGCUCAUUCACUCGGACACGCGGCCUUAUCCGUGCCAGUACUGCGGGAAGAGGUUCCACCAAAAGUCAGACAUGAAAAAACACACUUUCAUCCACACAGGUGAGAAACCGCACAAGUGCCAGGUGUGCGGAAAGGCCUUCAGUCAGAGCUCUAACCUCAUCACACACAGCAGGAAACACACAGGCUUCAAACCUUUCGGCUGUGACCUCUGCGGGAAAGGUUUCCAGAGGAAGGUGGACCUGCGGAGACACAAGGAGACGCAGCACGGACUCAAAUGAGCAGACGUGGCGUGAAAUCCUGCACUUUUAAUGCUACUGUACAUAUGGAUGGUCGUGUUUUAUUUCGUUCUAUUGUUUGUUGUAUCGGUCUUUUUUCCUACCGUUGAAUAUCAGUUAUUUAACCUAAGGUAUUCGGGUUGAUUUAAUUGAAAUAAAAAAAACAUAUUUAUCGAA
Molecule: messenger RNA, 1601 nt
Organism: Scatophagus argus
Lineage: Eukaryota; Metazoa; Chordata; Actinopteri; Scatophagidae
Gene: gfi1aa
Product: growth factor independent 1A transcription repressor a
Exons: 7
Coding region: 228-1427 (399 amino acids)
Cellular component (GO): nucleus
Source: RefSeq, a predicted model, not a curated record